Messenger RNA from Dujonia railenensis, 1578 nucleotides. The record is from the annotation of a GenBank genome assembly. Lineage: Eukaryota; Fungi; Ascomycota; Pichiomycetes; Serinales; Debaryomycetaceae.
AUGAACCUAAAUGGUCUUGAAGCAUUCCAGGCAAUAUUGCCGCCUACUCCAACCAAAACCGUGCUAACCUGCUUGCUUUGGUACCUUAUAUCGUCGAUAACCUCGCAGCUUUCCAAAGUGAUCUUGUUUAAGUUCACAUACCCGCUAUUCUUGCUGCUGUGUCAAUUUUUCAUUGGUGGUACCCUCUCAUAUUGCUUUAUUGAGAUUGCUAACAAAUAUCCAGAGUUUGCCUCGAGGUAUUUCCCAAAGGGAAGUGUUCCCGUCGAACCACCUUCACUUGUACUUAAUUCCGGUAGUAAGGGCAAUGAUACAAAUAAAAGUUUAAAAAUCUUCAAUAGAGUUAAGUUUGCUCAAAUUUUACCUAUGGGACUUUUUCUGCUUGUGGGGAAAAUAUUCCUGUUGAAUGCAACUUCGUUAAUUUCCUUGGCUACUGUGUCUAGUGUUAAGGCAUUGUCUCCCUUGUUGAUAGUGGCAGGGUACAGAAUAGUCUACGGGGUGAAAUUGCCAUUGGUUACGUACCUACUGCUUGUGCCUUUGUUGUUUGGUGUUCUACUCAUGAUCUUGUCGGACGCGAUUCACUCCAAGAAAGUUGAUACUGUAGACCAGGAUUCAACUACAUCUACGUCCUACAUAUUACCCAGUAUUGACUACUAUCAGCUAAAGGGUUUGAUAUUUUGUUUAUUGAGCGCUAUAACAUAUGCAGCGCAAAACAUAUAUCUGAAGUUGUUGGUGACCUGGGAUGCACUUCCCGGCACCAACCCCAAAUCCUUGGUGUUGAGAACCGGCUCUGAAAAGAUUUCAACUGCACCUCAAGUAAGGGUCAAUAAUGAAAACCCGGUUGUGACUCCACCGCAUUCCCCAGGUAAUAGUUCGUUUUUCAAUUUCUCCCCUAGUAAAAUGGUAAGACAAAGAACAGGUUCAAUUAAGUUACCUUACUCUACAUCAGAUUUGAGGCUCGAUGUCAAGAAAGAGGAAGAACAGAAUCAUUAUUCGUCCUACAAUCAAGCCGUCCAACAGAAUAAUCAAGAAAUAAAUAACCCUUUCUUGUCUGCUGUUGGCGGUGCAACAGCAUCUACGAAUGAUACCUACGAGAAGCCCGACAAAAUGACAAUUAUAUUAUAUUGUUCUAUAAUUGGUUUUAUAUUUUCAUUUGGGGGGUUCUUAACGCGAGAAUUACCAGAGAUUUUUGAAGCAUUCACCACCAAGGCAGCAGAAGCAGCAGCAGCAGCAACUUCAACAGAUUCGAGCACAGGAAAUAUUAUUAACGAGAGUACAAUUGACACUUUAAGUGAAAGUAUUAGCUUGCUUAUAUUGGUAUUUUUCGACUCAUUAUCACAUUUCCUUCAGACCUUAUUAUCAUUCCAUUUGCUUGGACUGAUCCCAGCAUUGUCAUACUCCAUUGCAUCAAUGAUGAAAAGAAUUGUAUUGAUUACAGUUAGCAUUAUAUUCGCAGUCGGAAUCGAAAGCAAUGGAUCCUGGUACAGUCAUAUUACAAGAGAACAGUUUUUCGGGCUAAUUUUAAUUUCAAUCGGUUUAUAUUGUUAUGAUAAGUGGGGGUGUACUGAUUUCAAUAGGUGA